Messenger RNA from Centruroides sculpturatus (bark scorpion), 672 nucleotides. RefSeq names its product dual specificity protein phosphatase 3-like. The transcript has 3 exons. Gene Ontology annotation, cellular component: cytoplasm. The record is from RefSeq and is a predicted model, not a curated record. Lineage: Eukaryota; Metazoa; Arthropoda; Arachnida; Scorpiones; Buthidae. Gene Ontology annotation, biological process: negative regulation of MAPK cascade; protein dephosphorylation. The coding region runs from base 118 to 672 and encodes 184 amino acids. Gene Ontology annotation, molecular function: protein tyrosine/serine/threonine phosphatase activity; MAP kinase phosphatase activity.
AUUUUAAAAGGAAAUUAACUCCAGUUUCACUCAUCCAGUUGUUAAGUAGGUCAAAUCUCGUCGCGUAGAGUGAUUAUUUUUAGAAAGCACAAUGCGCAGAUUUCUGUUAUUUUUAUUAUGGCUGAUAGUAAAUUGAGUCCUAUUUGCUCUCCAUCGGAAUUAAUUUCUAUACUGAAAUUUCCUACUGGACGAUACGAAUUCCCAGAAGAUCCUUAUAAUGAGGUAUACGAGAACAUUCUACUUGGAAAUGGAGAAACUGCUCUCAACAGACCGCUGUUAAGAAGAUUAAACGUUACUCACGUUGUAAAUGCCGCAUGCGGUACCGACCCCGAGUUAAAUCUAAUCGAUACUAGUGCAGAAUUUUAUAAAGAUGUCAAUAUAGAUUUUUAUGGAAUAUAUGCUUUGGACAUGUCGAGUUUUCCUCUACAUCAGUUUUUUAAUGCGGUUGCCGAAUACAUCGACAACGCUUUACAGUCUGGUGGUAGAGUUUUUGUCCACUGUCGACAAGGCAUCAGUCGCUCAGCCACUUUGGUAUUGGCAUAUUUAAUGAUAAAGAAGAAUAUGACAGCUCAAGAAGCUACUAGAUUAGUCAGAAGCAGAAGAGAAAUAACACCAAACGAAGGUUUUUUGUAUCAAAUCUGCGACUUGAAUGAAAGGCUACAGUCUAAAUAA